Messenger RNA from Zonotrichia leucophrys gambelii, 1323 nucleotides. Its product is annotated as low density lipoprotein receptor adapter protein 1-like. The transcript has 9 exons. Bases 362 to 1189 code for a protein of 275 amino acids. The record is from RefSeq and is a predicted model, not a curated record. Lineage: Eukaryota; Metazoa; Chordata; Aves; Passeriformes; Passerellidae.
UCGCCGGGCUCUCCCUGCCCCGCUCCCCGGGCUGGCGCCUCCUGCCCCACUUGUGAAUCGAGGCCGCCUGCGCCAGGGGCUGACGGGCCUGGGCGGCCGUGCUAGGCGCUGGAACACGCUGCACUGCGCCGGGGAGCUCCUCGGGCCCCUCGGGCUGCCACGCCUGGCUCUGUGCCAGCGUGCCAGGCCAGCCCCUGCUCUCUGCGGCCUGGCAGGGUCCGAGACCGACCCAUCACACAUCUCUGGAAGCGUUCAAGGCUAGGUUGGACAGGACUUGGAGCAAGCUGGUCUAGUGGAAGGUGUCCUGCCUGCGGGAGUGAAACUGGAUGAGCUUUAAGAGCUUCCUGAGAGCUGGGCUGAUAUGCAGGAGCCACUGCUUGAGGGCAUGUGCUUCACCCUCAAGUAUCUGGGCAUGACGCUGGUAGAAAAACCAAAAGGAGAAGACAUGGCUGCUGCUGCCAUCCGCAGGAUCGUGGCCACGGCACGGGUUGGAGCUCGCAAGUUUCAGAAGGUGAUUCUGACAGUGUCUCCAAGGGGCAUCUCACUGCAGGAUGCAGACACUAAGGAGAUGGUGGAGAACAUCUCCAUCUACAGGAUCUCCUACUGCACAACAGACAAGCUGCAGAACAAAGUCUUUGCUUAUGUCGCCCAGAGCCAGGAGAGCGGGGCACUGGAGUGCCAUGCCUUCCUCUCACCCAAGAAGAAGAUUGCCCAGGCUGUGACUCUGACUGUGGCCCAGGCCUUUCAGAUGGCACUGGAUCUCUGGGAAGCAGCACAUGCAGGCUCUAGGCAGGAUCAGCCCCUUCACCCUUCAUGUGUCUUGGAGAGCAGUGAGGCCGGCAGAGCCCGUGAGCCGGCCCCCCCAGGGAGAGCUCCCUUCACACACCACUUUGGGGAGGAGGAAGAGGAGGAGGAAGAUGAUAAUGUCAGUGAAACCUUGUCUGGGAGGCCAUGCUUGGGGUAUGAUGGAUGCUGUGUUCUCUUCCAAAGCAGCAUGGAGGAGCUGGGGAAGGGACUCCACAGCCCAGCAGGAUUAAUACCUCUUGUGCCCCCAUCAAGCUCUCCUCGGGCACAGCUGCUGUGCUGCCGCCUGGGGCCACCCCCGCACAGCUGGACGGGGCUGGGAGGGGCUGGAGGCUCCCCCAGCACCGGCACCAGGACUGCUGGCCCGAGUGCUCCCCUGGGCUAAGCCAAACCUCUGCAACAACGGACCAGCCACUCAGGAUUCACCCUGUGCCUGCACCUGGGCCAGCCAGUGCCUGCCACCGCCCUGGCACCGCCCUGCUGGCACGGGGGCUGCUGGCACUGCUGCCAUGGAGUGCA